AUGGUUGUUUCGUUUGACGAUCAAUUAAUGGAAGAUUAUCUGAUAAACAUCAUUGUGUUUGGGGUGAUUUCAUGGACGACAUUGUUCUUGUUAGCCAGAAGGAUCUUUCAGAAGCGUUCCUUUGAUUUCUGCAACCGCCUGGUUUCCACAACCCAUGCAAUAGUUGGUGUGACCUUGGCUUCUUUGUCCGUACAAGAUUGGAGCAACCCUGUUUCUCCCCUGGCCUCAAAGUCAUCUCCACAGCAGAUGCGGACUUUGGCAGUGAGCAUUGCAUAUCUCAUCUAUGAUUUAGUGUGUUCCACCAUUGGCAAUGGUGUGAAAAUCGAUAAUUCUGUACAUCAUUUGGUCUGUAUUGUUGGAGGCUGCGCAGGACUUUCUUAUCAAAGGUGUGGAACAGAAAUGGUGGCUGCUUUGUGGAUUACAGAGAUUUCUACUCCAUUGCUUCACUUAAGAGAGAUCCUCAAAGAGUUGGGCUACAAAGACACUGAUCUCAACUUGGCUGUUGAUAUUUUGUUUGCGGCCGUGUUUUCAUGCGCGAGAAUGAUAGGCGGACCAUAUCUGACUUAUGUUACUUUGACUGCCGACAAUCCUCUAGUCAUCAAGAUGGAAGACUAUGUCAUAAACAUCCUUGUGUUUGGAGUGAUUUCAUGGACGACAUUGUUCUUGUUAGCAAGAAGGCUUUUUCAGAAUCGUUCUUUUGAUUUCUGCAAUCGCCUGGUUUCCACAACCCAUGCAAUUGUGGCUGUGGUUCUGGCUUCUUUGUCUGUACAAAACUGGAGCAGCCCUGUUUCUCCAUUGGCCUCAAAGUCUUCUCCACAACAGAUGCAAGCUAUGGCAGUUAGUGUUGCUUACCUCAUCUAUGAUUUAGUGUGUUCAUCCUUUGACAAAGAUGUCAAGAUUGAUAAUGCCAUCCAUCAUUUGGUCAGUAUUGUUGGACUUGGUGCUGGCCUUUCCUAUCAAAGGUGUGGAUCAGAAAUGGUGGCUGCUUUAUGGAUUACCGAGAUUUCCAGUCCAUUUCUUCACUUGAGAGAGCUGCUCAAAGAGCUGGGAUACAGAGACACUGAUCUCAACUUGGCUGUUGAUGUUUUGUUUGCAACAGUGUUUACAUGUGCAAGAAUGAUAGGUGGACCAUAUCUAACUUAUGUGACUCUGUCUGCCAACAAUCCCCUACUAAUUAAGGCAAUGGCUUUUGGAUUGCAGCUAGUCAGUGUGUUCUGGUUUUACAAGAUUGCAAGAAUGGUUAUGUACAAGGUAUCAAGACGGGCAUCCUCAACCGCCAAAAAGAUCCAUUCAAGCUAA
Molecule: messenger RNA, 1299 nt
Organism: Oldenlandia corymbosa var. corymbosa
Lineage: Eukaryota; Viridiplantae; Streptophyta; Magnoliopsida; Gentianales; Rubiaceae
Source: the annotation of a GenBank genome assembly